ACUAGGUUUUUGUUUGAAUUGAUCUUCCAUCUUUAGAUGUCUCAAAGCUUUUGACUUUCUAGAUUAUAGUGCCUGAUUUGCUAAGUUGAUGGUGGAUUGUGUCGCAGCUUUCCAUUUUUCCUCUUCUGACCAUCACAAAGAUGUUCUGAACAGAAUAUAAUAAUUUCUUGUUGUCGUGUUCUGUUAUGUAUGCCAUCAUUUAAUCAGUUUUCCAUUGAUUUUUUUUAAGUUGUUAUUGAUCCGAGUGAAAUGUUGUUGUGCUUUCAUGUUAUAAAUUUGUAAACCACUUAAUAAACAUGAUGUUCGUCUAGUUUGUUUGGCUUAUCUGCUGACUGGAUAUUCAGUUUUGAUUACUCUUUUGUCUUGCCAAUUCGUUUGAUGCAAUCAAAUUCUAAUGAAUACCCUUCAGAUUUAUUUGACAAGUCCAUGGUUUCCUUUGUUGAAACGGAACCAAGGGCAUUUUUUCUCCAUUGUACAGAAAAAAUGGGAAGAAGAACAUAUAUGCCUAGGGGAUCAUAUAUAUUUUCUUUGCCGGUUUCCAAACUACUCAACUGAUGUAGGAAAAAUCCAUUCAUUAUUAUUGUUUUUUUCUGGGGAAUUCAUUGUAACAUUGUAGUACUUCUAUCCUUUUUUUCUUAUUAUUAUAAUUUAGUUAUAUAACAAUUGUUGGGCAUUUAAUCAUUUUCUCAAAUAUGAUUCUGCAUAAGAAUGGCUUCCCUAGGUGCUUUAUGUGAUUAUUUAAGUGAAUAUUAGCCACAGUUCAUGGAUGUUGUUGGAGGUCAGACACCUACUGUUGAACUGUUUUUAUUUAUGAUUGAUAGUGAAUAUAUCUUCCUUGAGUGAUCCAUGAUUGGGGUUUCAACAAGUUUUAAGCUUCCUGUUGAGAGCUUAACAUAACUGUUCUCCUUUAUUCGAGCUUGGGUCUAGCUUAUGAGACCAUAGGUGGAGUGAAGAUGGAUCUGUAGCCACUGAAGGAAGGACAAGAUAAGGAAUGAUUGUAUACGAAGAGAUAUUAGCAUAACUUAUUGAGGAAAAGAAGAUAGAAAUUCGGUAUGCAAAGAAUUCCACUCGAGGCAAUGGUGAGGAGAGUAGAGGACAUGAUUUCUAGCCCCAUGAGCAGUAAAGAGAGAUCAAAAAGGACAUUGGACAAAUUAAAAGGGAUUUCAUGAUGAAUAACAUACUUGAUAGUUUAACUUUUAACUAAGCCCCCAUGAUACUUUUUGAUCCAUGUAUCCAGCCUUGAUUAGUGGGACAAGGCUAUUGCUAUUGAAACACAAUUUACGAUUUUGUUGAACUCUAAAACUUGUUAUUGUUUGAAAUUCAACAUUUGUUUGCAUGGAAUGUUUGCAUUCUUACGAGAGUAUGUAUACUGAGAACUUGGUCACAAAAGAGGGUGGCGUAGCAUGCAGUUCUCACUGCAACCCUUUCUGAGAACACGACAACCAUUGCAGCUCAUCUUUUUCUUCUUUUGAUCCACUCCACAACACUCUUCCUAUGAAUCAACUAGUGAGUGUAGAAGCAGAAAGGAUGCAGGUUUUUAUAUAUGUGGUGGCUCUCAUUGAUGUUGGAGUCUUUAAACCUUUACUGGUCUGUGUUUAAUUUUUUUGGGGAGUGAGGUUGGCUCUCAUUGAUGCUUUAAUGUAUCGCAAUUCAAAGCCAUGAUAGUAAUGUUGUAGAAUAUUUUUUUCUAAGAAUUAUUGUGACCCAGUUUUUCUAUGAAACAAGAUAAACUCUAUGACCCAGUUUUCCUUUUAAUCUGAACCAAUUAGGCUGGAAACCACUACAUAUAUCCACUGUCAACUUGUCAUUUGAUUUUAUUAUCACUUUUCCUCUUCUGUUUCUUUUUUGACCACUUUUUUCUUUCUCUUCUUAAAAUAAUCUUAUGCUUUAGUGUUUCUCCUGAUCUUUCUGGUUCUCAAUUUAGAUUUUUUAGAUUAUGCUUUAGUGGCUUCUAUUUGCCAAUUCGCUGCAGGGUCUGGUAAAAAUACAAUGAUCAAUAAUAAGCAAGAACAGUGACAAGGGAGCAGAGCCGUUUCAGGAAAAAACAUGUUGAGUAUGCACCGUCCAAUAACCCACGCACACAGCCAAACACAAUCUCCUUUCGGUUGUGUCUGACCAUCACCUUCUACUUUACCAUCUUCUCCUUCUUUCCCCAUAAUCACCAAUCUCCAUGAAUCGCAUAGCAUUGCCCAAAUCCCUUGCCCACCGUUGCAGAGGCAUUCACCUCACAACUUGGAAGCGGUUCGGUAAUCAUUGCGAAAGCCAGGUCCAAGGUGUCGGGCCCUUGGGCUCUCUUCUCAAGUCCCGUUCCGUUAUACGGUUCGGCGGGCCUGACAACCUCAAGUUCCUACAGGGCCUCCUUACCAACGAUGUCCGGAGGUUGGGUGACCCCAUUGGUGACAAAAUUGAAAACUUGCCCACGCCGAACGUGCCUGCUAUGUCGGUUCCUCCUAUUUAUGCUGCCUUAUUGACCCCUCAAGGGAGAUUCCUCUACGACCUCUUUCUCUAUAAGCCUCCCAUGAGGGACACAAAGCUCGAUAACACCGGCACUGCUCCUGAGUCCAACUCCGAUAGGCCCUUUCAUUUGUUUGCUGACGUGGAUGCUUCUGUGUUGGAUGAAUUGUUGCAAACCUUCAACAAAUACCGGUUGAGGUCAAAGGUUGACAUUGAUGAUGUUUCAAGCGGUUUCUCAUGCUGGCAGCGUUAUGGUGCUGGCCUUUCCGAGAAGUCUUCACAAGUAGAAGAACCAGAAGCAACCUCUGUUGGCUGGGGUGCUGGUGUGGAUAGUACUGCAAUGUCAUCUUUGCAUGGGAGUGAUAGUGGGUGGCAAUGGUUCAAGGAUCCCAGAUUGACCUCUCUUGGUUUUAGAGGGAUCUUUCCAUCGAAUAUAACUCCCCCUCUCAUUGUGGUUGACAAAGAGACUGAUGAAAAGAAUUUCCUUAUGUGGAGAAUAGAGAAGGGUGUGGCUGAAGGAUCAACCGAGAUUCCAAAAGGUGAUGCGGUACCACUGGAGUAUAAUCUUGCAGGCCUUAAUGCAAUUAGCUUUGGUAAAGGUUGCUAUGUUGGCCAAGAACUCAUUGCUCGUACACAUCACAGAGGGGUGAUUCGGAAGCGAAUAGUUCCUCUAAGGUUUCUAGACAACGAUGGGAAAGAGUUAGUAAGCAAAGUCAUUCCAGGCUCAGAAGUAAUAAACACAACAUCCGGCAAAAAAGCCGGGACAGUGACUACUGUCCUAGGAUGUCGUGGUCUGGGGCUCUUGCGGUUAGAGGAAGCUUUAAAGAGGUCCAGUGCCUUGUCCAUUCAGGGACAAGAGGAUGUGAAGGUUGUCGCUAGUAGACCAGAUUGGUGGCCUUCUGAAUGGCUUCAAGAUCAUGAACAGCACGCUGCUUUUGCCUAGGAAAAGGACAGUGAAACUCCUGGUGGUGCUGAAGUUGCUUUACAGAAGGCAGAGGAUGUGGUAUCUGGCAUGCUAGCCAAGGGCUUUAUCUUAGGGAAAGAUGCUGUCAACCAAGCAAAAGCUUUUGACGAGAAG
Messenger RNA from Vigna radiata var. radiata (mung bean), 3532 nucleotides. RefSeq names its product putative transferase At4g12130, mitochondrial. The transcript has 7 exons. Bases 2171 to 3397 code for a protein of 408 amino acids. Gene Ontology annotation, molecular function: protein binding. Lineage: Eukaryota; Viridiplantae; Streptophyta; Magnoliopsida; Fabales; Fabaceae. The record is from RefSeq and is a predicted model, not a curated record. Gene Ontology annotation, cellular component: mitochondrial matrix.